AUAAGACAAAAAAGACGCAUUCUGACAAAUAAACAACAUCGCAUAACUGAUACACUUUAGAGAAUGGAUGGGAUAAUAACAAGAUUUACUUUUACAUUAUUUUUCUCCUUACUGAUAUGUACCUAUGGGCGACAGCUUGGUGAUGGAGGAGGUGGAGGAGGAAGCGGAUACGGAGGAGAAGGAGGAAAAGGGUACGGAGGAAAAGGAGGAGAAAGAGGAAGAGAAGGAAAAGGGGGAAGAGGAGGAGGAGGAGGAGGAGGGGAUACAGCAAUAACGAAGGACCCAGGUGGAGGACGUGGAGGCUUUUUACCGCGUUUGGUGUGUCCAUACUGCCAACAGAAAUGUUACUGCAAAUGUGCUUGCAGUGUCUGCGUUAAUAAAAUUUGUACUAAACCGAAGCGCAAGGAAUGUGGAUGUGCGUGAUUGAAAGAAUGAUGAAAUUCUGAAAGUAUUCAUAGUUUUGUUAUAUGGAAAAUCUAACCAAUGCUAACACUAUAUAUUGAAGACGGGAUUGUUUCAUGUUUGACAUUCUUACUGCAUAAUCAAUAAUAAUAUAUUUUGUUUGUUUAUCUUAUACUCUGUUGACGAGUGUAAGUAAUUGCAACAUAUUGUACAAAUUUAUUUGUUCAGUGUAUUUUUACUUUUUUUUAUUACAUGAAUGCCUUUGAUAAAG
Molecule: messenger RNA, 673 nt
Organism: Mytilus trossulus (common blue mussel)
Lineage: Eukaryota; Metazoa; Mollusca; Bivalvia; Mytilida; Mytilidae
Product: probable H/ACA ribonucleoprotein complex subunit 1
Exons: 2
Coding region: 64-423 (119 amino acids)
Source: RefSeq, a predicted model, not a curated record